AGACCCGUCUUGGUUUCAUGCAUUUGACACCACGGCAGGCAAAAAAUCGAAUUCGCAAAAAAAAGAAAACAACACCAAGCAGUUGAACUGCUACGAGAUUUUCUCGACAACAUUGAAGUAUUAUUUGGAUUAAAAUCCAACUAUACGAGUGCAGCAUGGACGGGGAAGCAAUGCUAGACAGUUAUUUACGCAAAGCAGUCAAUCCCAAUAACGACGAUCUCGACGUUUCUGCGUUUGACCAAUUCUGUCUCAAGCUCAAAACUGAACCGAGGUUGAUCACCGUUGCUCUUCAACUUUUGGUCGAGCGAAUACAUUCCUCGAACACGAAGGAGGCUCUCCUGGCUUUGGAGGCGCUGGAGGAAUGCAUGGAAACGUGUGGCGAGGAAUUUCGGGCGGAGAUCAACAAGUUUAGAUUUCUGAAUGAACUGAUUAGGUUAGUGUCGAAAAAACAUCAUGGGGACAAAACGUCGAAAGAGGUUUCCGGAAUGAUUUUGAAUAUCCUCCUGACGUGGACUAACAAAUAUGACAAGUUUAAAAAAAUUGAAGCGGCCUACAAUAUGCUGAAAACUCAAGGAAUUGAGCAUCAUCCACAGAAAAACGUAGUUGUUCAAAAUACGCCAAAAAAUAAACCUAGCACCGGGUUGGACGAGAAAGAAUUUACUAAACUACGAGCAUUGAUUCACAGUACCAAGCAGGAAGAUCGUGACAAGGCAAAUCUUUUGAUUCAAAACUUCUACCGUGAUGAUGAACGGCGCACGGCAAUAAAAGAUCGUCGUGUCGCAGAGCUACAGAAGGUGUCGGAAAAUGUAAAGCUGCUCGAUGAAAUGCUUUCCCAGUACCAACCAGGCGAAACAUCGGAAGAGGAGUUGGCCAUUAUUCAUGAAAUCUAUGAGUCCUGCGAAAAAAUUAACCCUACUAUCGAUCGACUCGCACAGGAAACUCAACACAGCGAAGGAAUGCUGGAGAGAAUCUACGAUGUUUACGAUAACCUAACGCAUGUGUUGAAGAAGUACCGACAGCUUAUUCCAUCGGCGCAGCAAGCUUCCACAAAGCCGCGGGUAUCAGUGAACUCAACUACGGCACUGCAAUCCAAAGUUUCAACGGAAACUUCCCAGUCAACAAACAUAAGCGGAUCCGACCCGCUUGACACUUUGUUCGAUGUUUCUACCAUUCCGUCAAGCAGCGAAGCACCCAGGAGUGCCUACGAUGACCUGAGUGAAAUAUUCUCCACCACUGUUAGCACAGAUGAGAUUCAAAAUGUAAAAUCCGAUUCGGCCAAAUCGCUAAUGUCAGCAAUCAACACCGAUACUAUUUUGACCCCCUUGGUAAUGAGCAGCCAGUCAAGUGCAAUCGAGGCGCCUCGGGUGCCCACAGCUAACGCUCUGGAUAAGUAUAACGAUGUACGACAUCUACUGCGUAACAUAAAGGGGAAUGAUCAGAAUCAAUCGAAAAAUGUACCUACCAACGGAGAAAUGAAUAAAAAGUCUCCCAACACGAGCACCAAUUCAACGCAAGUGAACGUCUCAACGACAGCGAAGUCAAUUCCGGACCUUGAUGUCAUAGUGAACGGGAUGAAGUCAACACUCCUCUCGCAACAUUCUGACGAAAUUCAAGACCAACAGUGCUGCGUCUCUUCCAGCGAAGAGGAUGAAAUAAUGCUUAAACCCACGACCCCUGAGGAAGAAGAAACUCCCGAGUCAUUAGCUCUAGCACCCACAGUGUCUUCUCCGGCAGUAGUUGUACCUAAGAAGGAGUUUAAAUCUCUGGCAGAAAUUGUUAUCGAUUUGGACAACAUUCAACCCAGCAAGGAACCCUCGCGGACCGUUUUGGACGAAAAGGAUGGUCUGCAAAUAACGCUUAACUUCGCGAGCGAUCAUCCGAGGGCGGAUGUGGCGGUGAUAGUGAUUUCCACUAUCAAUCAGGGACGCAUCGGGAUUCCCAGCUUCUAUUUCGAUGCUAGUGUACGAAAACCGGGUAAGCUACGACUACUGCCGGCGUCUGGUACAAGCCUACCAGGGACGAAGCCGUUCCGACCGCCAGCGGAAGGCAUAACGCAGGUGCUGCUGCUGGCGAAUCCUUCCGGCGAACCGGUCGAUUUGACGUGCAUUCUAACCUACUGUAUCGGGGACGAUCCGGAUCCCAUCAAGGAAUCAAUUGUUAUGGAACGUAUUCCAUUUGUGAGAGAAUAGAGAUUGCGCUGGCAUCUUAGUCGUAUGAUUAGUGUUUUGUUUGCAUGUGAGGAACAGUUGGUCUGUGAUGCGUUGAGUAUGUUGUUUCGAUUUCCUAUCUGGCAGCUUCAAAUAAAACUAUUUUUGGCAGUUUUCCUCGAAUAAUAAAAAAAUAUGUUUUCACAAUUAACCAUUGAACUCUCAAAUAGUGCAGGUGCUAUUGAGCGGAAAACAAAACAAAAAUUCUAGAUCUUAUCUCAUUAUUUUUUUUUCAAACAGUUUUAUCCCCUAACGAAAUGUAAACAUAGAUAAAAUAUAAAAAUAUUAGUAAUAUGCACUGAGAAAA
Molecule: messenger RNA, 2514 nt
Organism: Toxorhynchites rutilus septentrionalis
Lineage: Eukaryota; Metazoa; Arthropoda; Insecta; Diptera; Culicidae
Gene: Gga
Product: ADP-ribosylation factor-binding protein GGA2
Exons: 6
Coding region: 156-2189 (677 amino acids)
Biological process (GO): intracellular protein transport; vesicle-mediated transport
Cellular component (GO): trans-Golgi network
Molecular function (GO): small GTPase binding; phosphatidylinositol binding; ubiquitin binding
Source: RefSeq, a predicted model, not a curated record